This is a messenger RNA of Athene cunicularia (burrowing owl), 2541 nucleotides long. RefSeq names its product tRNA nucleotidyl transferase 1 (gene TRNT1). The coding region runs from base 16 to 1191 and encodes 391 amino acids. The transcript has 6 exons. Gene Ontology annotation, biological process: RNA processing. Lineage: Eukaryota; Metazoa; Chordata; Aves; Strigiformes; Strigidae. Gene Ontology annotation, molecular function: RNA binding; nucleotidyltransferase activity. The record is from RefSeq and is a predicted model, not a curated record.
UUGAGAGAGUGUUUAAUGGUUUUCCUUUCCUUCCCAGAAUUGUUUGAGAAGAAGAAUUAUGAGCUGAGAAUAGCAGGAGGUGCUGUGAGGGAUUUACUAAGUGGAAUGACACCACAAGAUAUAGAUUUUGCCACUACAGCUACACCAGCAGAGAUGAAGGAAAUGUUCACAUCUGCAGGUGUUCGUCUGAUCAAUAACAAAGGAGAAAAACACGGAACCAUUACAGCCAGGCUCCAUGAACAGAAUUUUGAAAUUACUACUCUUAGAAUAGAUGUUGUCACUGAUGGACGACAUGCAGAGGUUGAAUUCACCACUGACUGGGAAAAAGAUGCUGAAAGAAGGGAUCUGACUGUCAAUUCCAUGUUCUUAGGUUUGGAUGGGAUGCUGUAUGAUUUUUUUAAUGGAUAUGAAGACUUGAAAAACAAGAAAAUUAGAUUUGUUGGAAAGGCAAGUGAGAGAAUACAAGAAGAUUAUUUAAGAAUCCUGAGAUACUUGAGGUUUUAUGGAAGAAUCGCAGAAAAACCUGGUGAUCAUGAACCUAGUACGCUGCAAACAAUUAAAGAAAAUGCCAAAGGUUUGGCUGGAAUAUCAGGAGAAAGAAUUUGGGUGGAACUGAAAAAAAUUCUUCUUGGAAACCACGUAAAUCAUUUGAUUCGACUUAUGUAUGAGCUGGAUAUUGCCCAAUACAUAGGACUACCACUUGAUGGAAAUUUAGAGGAACUUGACAGGGUCACUAAAAGCAUUCAGAAUCUGUGUCCCAAACCAAUGACAGUUCUGUCGUCGUUGUUCAAGGUGAAGGAUGAUGUCACAAACCUUGAUCUGAGGCUGAAAAUCUCUAAAGAAGAAAAAAACCUUGGCCUUUUCUUAGUGAAACACCGGCAAGAGUUAACCAAAGCUAUGGGUCCAGAACCACUUCGACCGUAUCAGGACUUCAUAAUGGAUUCUAGGGAAGCUAAUACAAAUUCCAAGAUUUGUGAACUUCUAAAAUACCAAGGAGAAGAACAUCUUUUAAGAGAAAUGCAGCAAUGGACUGUUCCUUCUUUUCCUGUCAGUGGCCAUGAUUUAAGGAAAAUGGGGGUGUCUUCUGGAAAAGAAAUUGGAACGACGUUACAGCAGUUACGGGAUGAAUGGAAGAAGAGUGGAUACCACAUGGAUAAAGAAGAACUGUUAAGUUGCCUGAAGAAGUUGUAAGAUGGAAUAAUAGAGAACUGUGCCGUCUUCUAAGUGUAACUGAGAUACCAGUAAAUACUCUGUCAGUGGUGGUGUAGCCAAUACAGCAUCUGUCGUAUUCUUUGGACAGCACCUUUCUCCUGUUAUUAAUUUGUAAUUUCUGCAAGAAGUUUAAUUUUGUAGUCAUGUAAAAUGUUAAUUGCCAGAUUCCAGUCUCUACUUCUUUUUUCUUGUAUUUUGAAGAUAAGUAUGAUUACUUUGUCUUGACUCUGGGGCAUUAGAGGUGACACCAAGACUUUUCUCACUCUGACUUUGCUGUAUCUAAGAAAAAAAAAAGAAAAAAAAGUGUUUCUGUCCUCUAGAUAAAAUCACAGGGGGUUUUUGUGCCUAGAAGAGUGACAAAGGGGCUAGAAAUAAUGAGCUCUCAAUCUUUUUGUAGUUAUAGAUACCAGAUUGAAAUACUCACUCCAGCAGUUCCCAGUCUUACCAUGUAAAAAAGUCUGGUUUCUUACAAGAUUUUUUUUUUCCAUAAACAAUUUUAGAUGAAAAGGAUGAUUUAGCUGAGUCAGUAUCAUGAAGUUCUUGUCUCUUCAGUAGUUUUUCAGUAACUUAUCACCAAGCAGCUCAAUCCUUAGAGGGCUGCUGAAGGGUUUGACAGUGUUUGUAAUUUUGUGUGACACAUGCUGCUCACGUUAGCAGGAGUCUGGGGUGUCUGCCAUUUCCCCCACCGUGGCUACUAGUUGCUGUCUCCUUCCUCUCCUUUUUCUUGCCCGGUGAGGUGUGAGCAGAACUCAGGUGAGUGACCCUGUGCAUUGAGGCUGGUAGUGCUGGUGCCUUCAGAGUACAAACACUCAGGAGAAAGCGCUGGUGCCUUCAGCCCUUCUCCACCUUCUCCUGUAACUCGCAGCACUGAGACCUGAAGGCUGUUGCCUCCUCUCUGACCUGCAGUUCUGUAUAACACCCUAGGAUUAUUUUGGGAAGAAGUCUUGGCAUCCCUACUACUGCUAAUGCACCAGGAUCUGCCCUGGGUCCCUUCUGUUAAUUAUCCAUUCUGUCUGAACAGAGCCAUAUUAAUAAUGCACUCUGAACAUGCUUCAAAAGAAAAUUCACCCCUUGAAAAUUCAUAUAUAUAUAUCAAUAACAUUUUGAGAAACAGGAGAAGGCAAGAGCUUUGACUUAGUUAAAGCUGAUGGGUGAGAAAAGGGAAACUAGGUAAGGAGAGAGUUGUUUGCACAGCUCCUUCUGCCCUGGUUGAACAGCAGCCAUCAACGCUGUGGAGGAUGGUUUUUCAAGCAGUGCUGUUCCUGGCUGGUCUUAAUGAACGUGUAUUAACAUCCCUGGAUUGUUUUGUGUGUGCUUUAAAAAAGAAAG